ACCAACAUGUCCGAUGAAAGCAUCUACUUCUACAACCCAUCCCUCGCCGCCUCCAUCCUCUUCACAAUCCUCUACUUCCUCCCCUUCCUCUACCACCUGUACAUGACUGUCCUCGCCCCCCGAGCCGGCAAAUACAACCGAGCGGGCUACUUCAUACCCAUCCUCAUCGGCGCUCUCCUCGAAGUAGUCGGAUACGCAACCCGGUCCGCCAGCGUGCAGCAGCCGUCAGACGUCUCUCUGUACGCGGUAUCCGCGACAUUAAUCGUGAUCGCGCCGGUCUUCGUCUGUGCCAGCCUGUACGUCCUCACCCGAAGACUCAUCCAGAGUGGCUCCUCGGGCGAAAAAGCCCAGUCCAUUCUGUGCGGCUGCGUGCGCGUCGCCUGGCUUCCUUGGAUUCUCAUCACGUUGGACAUCAUCAGUUGUUUGACGCAGGGGUCGGGGAGUGGAAUCGCGUCCGCCGGGGACUGGGAGGGCGAUGAGAAAGAUACGGGCGUGGGAGUGUUGAUUGGCGGGCUGGUGUUGCAGCUUGUUACCUUCACGGGGUUCUUGGUGAUCGUGGUGUCGUUUCAUGUGGCGACGAAAAUGCAAGGGAGGGAGGUUGACCGAGGAGUAAAGAAGAUUCUGGUGGGGAUCUAUAUUGCAGGGUUUUCCAUCAUGGUGCGGUCCAUCUAUCGGGUUAUUGAGUUCGCAAUGGGUAUUGAUGCCUAUGCGUUCAAUCAUGAAUGGCCGUUGUAUGUGCUCGAGGCUGUGCCGAUGCUGAUUGCGAUCAGUGUCUUGGGAUGGUAUCAUCCGGCUCGGUGGCUGCAGGCGAAUGCGAGAGAUGACGUGGAGACAGAAAGAAGGGAGAGGAGGUGA
This is a messenger RNA of Aspergillus steynii IBT 23096, 855 nucleotides long. RefSeq names its product RTA1 domain-containing protein. The transcript is spliced from 2 exons. Gene Ontology annotation, cellular component: membrane. Lineage: Eukaryota; Fungi; Ascomycota; Eurotiomycetes; Eurotiales; Aspergillaceae. The annotation marks the transcript as partial. The record is from RefSeq and is a predicted model, not a curated record.